This is a messenger RNA of Rangifer tarandus platyrhynchus (Svalbard reindeer), 354 nucleotides long. The record is from the annotation of a GenBank genome assembly. NCBI's taxonomy places the organism in Eukaryota, Metazoa, Chordata, Mammalia, Artiodactyla, Cervidae.
AUGAGGAGCGGAGACUUGGGGGAAGGCGUGCAGAGCCGCGGUUCCAGCCUCGGGUGCCAGGGCGCGCGGGGCUUGGAGUUCCUGCCGGAGGAGGAAGCGUGCGCAUCUGCUUCCCGUUCCAAAGAUGGGGUUUCUUCUCCCGGAGAGGCGUCCUCGCGGGUCGAGUCAGUGCCGGCUGCCGUGCCUGCCGCCCCGGGGCGAGGGUCCAGCCUUCACCCUCGAGUGCCCACGGAGCCGAGUCCCCGAGGCCGUGGCGCCCGCAACCGCCUUCCCGCCCCCGGCCUCCGGAGCAGCAUCUCCACGCUUGCCGCCGCGGCCCCGUCUCGUCUCCACCUUCGACCCAGCCCAAUAUAA